Hemicordylus capensis (graceful crag lizard) is the source of this 1507-nucleotide messenger RNA. It is a transcript of the gene GATA1, whose product is annotated as GATA binding protein 1. Gene Ontology annotation, cellular component: nucleus. The record is from RefSeq and is a predicted model, not a curated record. NCBI's taxonomy places the organism in Eukaryota, Metazoa, Chordata, Lepidosauria, Squamata, Cordylidae. Gene Ontology annotation, molecular function: RNA polymerase II cis-regulatory region sequence-specific DNA binding; DNA-binding transcription factor activity, RNA polymerase II-specific; zinc ion binding. Gene Ontology annotation, biological process: negative regulation of transcription by RNA polymerase II; cell fate commitment; positive regulation of transcription by RNA polymerase II. Bases 163 to 1308 code for a protein of 381 amino acids. The transcript is spliced from 6 exons.
GAGCAACAGGCAGAAGUGGGAAAACUUUCUCCAGUGUGAACCCAACCCUUUUCCCCAUAUUAUCUAGACUUCGCAGAUCAAGACACACUGAAAAAGUUGCCAGCGUGUGUGCUCAGCAUCAGGUUAAUCAUCUGUGGACACAGUUCUAAAUAAGAGUGGACAAUGGAUUACUCCACUGUGGGGGGACAGGAUCCUGCCCAUCAUUAUUUGGAACCUUCCAGUUUGCAAGCAAAUGAUGACACUGAAUUAUUUUUCACUGGUUCAGAGGGUGUUGACUCUGUGCCCACCUAUUUCUCUCGGAUGCCUGAAUCCUACAGACAUUCUCCAGUGCGGCAAUUGUACCCUAUCCUCAAUGGUUUGCAAUGGGUGGAUGGACACCCCUAUAACACGGCAGCUUGGGCCUCCAGUUCCUCUGGCAAACCCCAUGCUGGACUUCCAAUCUAUACCUCCGCAUCGUCCUCAUAUCAGACUCUCCAAGCACCUCCUUCGCCCAAGGACCUUACCCCCGAUGACAAAGGGAGCCCCAGAUACCUGGAGAUGCUGAAGACAGAGAGGAUGAGCCCCACUCAUGCUGAACUGUUGCCGUUGGGGACCUCACCAGGAGCAGCCCACUCCCCUUACACAGUGGGGCAGGAAUAUGGAUACUUCCAGCCAGCUGGGAGCCCCCUGACUGCUAGAUACUCCCCCAAACUACGGGGAGCAGUGCAGCUCUCCCCCAGUGAGGCACGUGAAUGUGUGAACUGUGGGGCCACGGCCACACCACUCUGGCGAAGGGAUGGCACCGGUCACUAUCUGUGCAAUGCCUGCGGGCUCUACCACAAGAUGAAUGGGCAGAACCGGCCCCUCAUCCGGCCCAAGAAGCGCCUGAUUGUCAGCAAGCGAGCUGGAACCCAGUGCAGUAACUGCCAGACGACCACCACCACUCUCUGGCGUCGCAACGUGAACGGAGAACCUGUUUGCAAUGCCUGUGGCCUCUACUUCAAAUUGCACAAUGUGAAUCGUCCCCUGGCGAUGCGCAAGGAUGGGAUCCAGACACGAAACCGCAAGGUCUCCUCAGCCAAGUCCAAGAAGCGCAAAGGAAGUUCUGCAGGAGCCGCCAUGGCCACAAGCACCUCCUUGGAGCUGCUGCCACCUCCUCUGAUGGGGGAUGAACCUGCUGCUCUCUACACCCUCAGCCCCAUGAUGCUGCCAGGACAUCUGCUCCCUUUUGGACCCAAUCCACACCUUCUAGGGUCUCCACCAGGCUUUCCUCCACAGGCUCCCCCUGCCCCACAUGGCUCCCCUGGAGUCGUCUCUGCAUUAGGGUAAAGAACCCUGUAACACACACCCCAUACCUCUAUGUACAGUGACUCUGGGACAUAAGCAAGGAAGUUGCACCCCUCCAUUGAUAACCUUUUGGAGCAGCCACAUUAACCGCUUACAGGAUGGGCCCUUUGAAAGGGCAGGUGAACAUGAUUGCAACAGGAGAGUACCAUGAUCAGAGACAUACUAUGGUGACAUUCACAAA